AUGUCUCAACCAAAAGUAUUAACCCCUGAAGUCCUAUGGGCACAAAGAUCAAGUGAAAGUAUUCCUGAGGAGAAUUAUCUGCUCGUUACAAUUGCAGUACCAGACUGUGAAGAACCAGAAGUUAAAGUUAGUGAAAAGACACUUGAUUUUAGUGCAGUCUCGAAAGGCCAUGUUGGUGACGAGCAACCACAUCACUACAAACUGAAGAUCAACUUUUACAAGGAUGUCGAUUCAAGCAAGACGUUGAAGAAGAUUGCCAAUGGACAGCACUAUUUCUUAAAGAUUUUCAAAAAGGAUUUGGGAAUUGAGUAUUGGCCGCGUCUGACUGAAGAAAAAGUCAAAUAUUCUUACAUCAAAACAGAUUUCAACAAGUGGGUAGAUGAGGAUGAGCAGAACUCGGUGCCAGAAGCAGCAGCAGCCGCUGGUCCAGACUUUAAUGAAAUGUUAAUGAACGGAAACCCGGAUAUGGAAAUGCUAAAGCAGCAAUUGGCGCAAGGAGGUGGUGGAAUGCCAGAUCUAAGUGCUGCAGGUCUUGGCGAAGAAUUAGGGGAUUAUGAAAACGAAGAGGAAGAGGAGGAGGAAAAAUAA
Molecule: messenger RNA, 588 nt
Organism: Zygotorulaspora mrakii
Lineage: Eukaryota; Fungi; Ascomycota; Saccharomycetes; Saccharomycetales; Saccharomycetaceae
Gene: SBA1
Product: Hsp90 cochaperone SBA1
Exons: 1
Coding region: 1-588 (195 amino acids)
Biological process (GO): chaperone-mediated protein complex assembly; protein folding
Cellular component (GO): cytosol; nucleus
Molecular function (GO): Hsp90 protein binding; protein-folding chaperone binding
Source: RefSeq, a predicted model, not a curated record